Molecule: messenger RNA, 3574 nt
Organism: Polypterus senegalus (gray bichir)
Lineage: Eukaryota; Metazoa; Chordata; Cladistia; Polypteriformes; Polypteridae
Product: forkhead box protein O6-like
Biological process (GO): regulation of transcription by RNA polymerase II
Cellular component (GO): nucleus
Molecular function (GO): RNA polymerase II cis-regulatory region sequence-specific DNA binding; DNA-binding transcription factor activity, RNA polymerase II-specific
Source: RefSeq, a predicted model, not a curated record
UUUUAUGGCAUGCAAUUUCAUUGCAAGGACGACAUUUGAUCUGAUCGGUUCGCUGCUAAUCCGUCUAGGUAAAGUCGAGAGUUUUUUUUUUCGGAGUAUUUAGGGGAUGCUUUUUUUUAUUCCUGAAGAACCUGUUUUGUGUGCGGGAGUGAGUCCUACCCGCGUCACCCAAUGAUCUGCGCGUGUAGUAAAUACUAUCAGCUAACACGUCAUUUACAUACAACAGCAAAGCACGGACCAGAAAGAGAGAUAGCAGGGCUGAAAUAAAUAUACCCAAGCGUGACGCCUCUUCGCAGUCAGAAUUGGGGAGAAGGCGGGAGGGAGAGGCGCAGCAAAGCCGUACCAUUCCUGAGAUCGUCUGGAAUUCUGCCACUUAUAAAUGAUUCAUGCGACCUGAUUUUUUUUUUUUAAAGAGAGUAAUUGUGUUCUCUGUGGGGUGUCAUCAAUUUCUAGCAGGUUUCAAAUCAGUCAAAAGAAGAAGACUGAUUUUAUAAGUGGAAAAUUGGAAGCAGCUCCAAGUCUCCGGCUUUUGACUAGCUUUCUGUCACUGAUCGGGAGGCUAUAUUUCGGAUUCUGGGUUUUCUACUGCUUUGGACUAUCGAGCCGCCCUUUCGAUUAUCAUCUGUUGCUACACCGGCAUUGUACAAAAAAAGUGCGUGCGUACAAUAGACUGUCGCGAUGCCUUUGUGCUCCUCUUCUUAGAUGUCUCGGAACAAUGGAUUGGCGAACCUCUUUUUUGAUUUGUUCUCAUGUGGGAGAUUUUUAUUUCUUUUUCGUCUUAAGAUCUGAACGCGACGUGAUCAGGUGGUGUGGUACCUGUCUGCUUUAAGACGUUUUGGUGAUUCUUCCCCUCUCACUGCUUAUUAUUCAAGCCCCGGCAUUCGGAAUUUUAUCAGCUUUAAAGGGAGACCAAGUCACUGAGUGGCAGACAGACGAGCAGAAAGACACACGGAUACGGCGUAAGAAGCCACAGUUAAGCGUGCGAUUGGAAGUGGCACCAGGGGGAGAAAAAAAGUGCCAUUCCACAGUGAAAAGAGCGCGAUGGAAGAGGGAGACACGCUGGGACUGGAGGCGCAUCAGGUUGACAUCGAUCCGGAUUUCGAGCCCCAGAGCCGGCCGCGCUCCUGCACCUGGCCGCUUCCUCGUCCCGACGAUUUCUCCGGCGGCGAGGAGAAAAAUGCCGUGGCCUCCUCGGGAAGGAAGGAAUCUGGCCACCCGGGAGAGGCGCAUGCCCGCGGAUUGGAAAUGAACGGCGGAGGUGAACACAAGCGGCUAGCCGGCGCCCUGCCAUCUCCAGCUGCCGGAGCAUCGCUCGAUGUGGUGGGACAGCUCCGCAAAGCCAAGUCCUCCCGGCGCAACGCGUGGGGCAACCAGUCGUACGCGGACCUCAUCACCCGAGCCAUCGAGAGCACCCCAGACAAGCGGCUCACCCUGUCGCAGAUUUACGACUGGAUGGUUCGUUACGUCCCAUAUUUCAAAGACAAAGGCGACAGCAACAGCUCCGCGGGCUGGAAGAACUCCAUUCGGCACAACCUCUCCCUUCACACCCGCUUCAUCCGGGUCCAGAAUGAGGGCACAGGAAAGAGCUCAUGGUGGAUGUUGAAUCCUGAUGGGGGCAAGUCGGGCAAGGCCCGCCGCAGGGCGGUCUCCAUGGACAACAACAGCAAGUAUCUGAAGAGCAAAGGCCGGGCGAGCAAGAAAAAAGCAGCGGCUGCCGUCGCCGCCAUGCAGGCCUCACAAGAUCCCUCUGAGGGCAGCUCGCCGGGAAGUAAGUGGAGCCCCAGUGGGAGCGGGAGUGGAGGCGGCGGGGAAGAGUUUGACAGCUGGACAGACAUCCGCUCGCGGGCCAACUCCUCAGCGUCCACCCUGAGUAACCGGCUGUCCCCCAUCAUCGCCAACGACGAGCUGGAUGAGAUGGAACCCGAGGAGGGGCCGUCGUGCUCCACGUCCCCCCGUAUGUACCCGAGUCCCUCCAACACCCUGUCGCCGGCUGUUAGCAUAGGCGGCCAUUGCUCCGUGGAGCUCCCGCAACUCACUGACCUUACGGGGGCCAUCAAUUUAAAUGAGAGCCUCAGCAACGGCCUCCUGGAGGAAAUGCAGCAGCAGCAGCAGCAGCAACAUCAUCAGGAUGGCUACCACUCGCCUCAUCAGCAGAUCCCCCCGAUCAAGGCACGAAGCGCCGGGUUCUCGUUCGGCUCCAAGUGUUCCGUGGCCCCUCCGGCCUCGGCGGGCAAUUACUGCAGUACCAUCUACAGCCAGUCCAGCCACGGGAGCCUCCGUCACCACUCGCCCAUGCAGACCAUCCAAGAGAACAAGCCCACCACCUUCCAGACGACACCGGUCAGAAUCCCCGUCAGCCAUUAUUCUAACCCCGCUUCCCUGCAGGACCUCCUGACCUCCACCUCCACGUACAGGUCGUCCAAAGAUCUGCUGUUGAGCCAGGAAGCAGACUCCAUGAUGGCGCGACCUAACCAGGGGGUGGCGACGUCGCACUCUCACUCUCACUCUCUGCCCCUUCCGCAUCGUCAAAGCUGCAGUAGCGGCGCAAGGGGGGUCAACAGUGUGGGACUCAUGCCAGCCUAUGGAAAUUCUCUCAAGGUGGAUAGCUUGUACCAUCCCUCUCACCCAUCCAGCCACGGACAUCUUCCGGCUUCAACCGCCCUGCCACCGAACCCCGCCGGUCUGCUGGGUGCCCCACCAGACACAUGCCAUGUGGCCGCCGCGCCCCACCCGCGACAUCACCCUGCUCAGCCCUAUCCUAAUCACGGGCAUCAUCAGGCCUUGCCAGAUUCCAUGCACGGGCCUUACCACCCGCACCCUCACAAUCAUCACCUUCACCCGCAUCACGGGAGCUACCACUACCACAACCACCUCCACCACCACUACUCCUACGAGCGCCUGCCACCAGACUUGGACCUCGACAUGUUUCACGGCAGCUUGGACUGUGAUGUCGAAUCCAUCAUCCUCAACGAUUUCAUGGACUCCUCAGAGGAACUUGACUUCAAUUUUGACUGCGCGCUGCCACAGGGGAAUAUGGCAGCCGUGCUGGGCAUGGGGAGCCUCCCGGGGCCGCCACAAACCCACAACAACCAGAGCUGGGUGCCAGGGUGAAGAGGGUCCAGGAGGCAGUGCCACCCCAUCCCCAAACCCCCAGCCCGCCUCCCCAUCCCCAACAGCACAACUCGCCAAGGCCGUCCGACGACCAGCCCGCUACCUGCUUAGGCCUAAACGUGGGGUGAGUGACCGACUGGGCAGGACAUGCCAGCCUGAGGUUGCCCAACGCUGAACAUAUUUAUUCUGUGUGAAAGACUCAUAGGUGGAAAUGUCGACUUUUGUUGGGUUUUGUUUCCAGUCCAUAUCUCGGUCUCGACUGAGACUUUCUCGAACUGUGUUGAUCCAGAGUGUGUAUCCCAAAGUCCUCGGAUGUUGGUUCUUCUUUUUGUUUUUAUUUUUUUUUGUUUUUUUUCUUCUCAUGAGUACCCAUAUCCUCUUUUUAAAAGUCAACGACCACUUUUGUCUGCUAGACUGCCAUGACUCACCGGGCAGUGUCUUCUGCUGCUAAGCAACAACAGUU